CCCGCGCCGCGCCCGCCCCCGGAGCCCGGCGGAGCCCCGGCGGUGCCUGCUCGGCAGCGGCGGCAGCAGCAGCCAUGAAGUCGCUGUGUCUGGUCACCGUGGGGGUCCUGGCCAUGACGCUGCUCAUCGCCAGCAUCUCCCUGCUGGUCGCGCACGUCUUCCAGACGGUGGUGGAUCUGCAGGUGAAGCAGGGAACAGUCUUGAAGAAUGGCACAGAAACCUUUGAGGCCUGGGAGGACCCUCCUCCCCCAGUCUACAUGCAGUUCUACUUCUUCAAUGUGACAAAUCCUUUGGAAGUGCUCCAAGGCGCCACUCCUCUCGUGGAGGAAAUAGGACCAUACACCUACAGAACUAAUCAGAAAAUCAAGACUGAUGCCAUGGAGGUUUUCCGGGCAUUUGUUUGA
Molecule: messenger RNA, 404 nt
Organism: Lonchura striata (white-rumped munia)
Lineage: Eukaryota; Metazoa; Chordata; Aves; Passeriformes; Estrildidae
Source: RefSeq, a predicted model, not a curated record